This is a messenger RNA of Anopheles arabiensis, 2434 nucleotides long. RefSeq lists its product as uncharacterized. The record is from RefSeq and is a predicted model, not a curated record. The coding region runs from base 205 to 2328 and encodes 707 amino acids. Lineage: Eukaryota; Metazoa; Arthropoda; Insecta; Diptera; Culicidae. The transcript has 5 exons.
AUAAAGCUUUCAGUACACAUCGAGCUGCUCAACUGGAGUGGUGCACGGAUUGGAUUAAGUCUACUUCAACAAACAAACAGCAGGCUCGCCACUGGCUGGGAGCUUGGAAUUGUCUAGUUGCUUUGUACUUAACAGUAUUGAGGAAAGAGUGUCAUAAGUGGAAGUGCCUGUUUCGAGAAAUAAACGGUUGCACAUUGAAGCAUAAUGUGGAAGGUUUGCGUUGUGUUGGGAGCCCUCUUACUGGGAUACAGUAAUGCAGGGAUCGCUUCCUGGAGUGAGGAUAUCUCAGUGCACAACAAUGCGGCCGUAACUGGAAUACACUACUCCCAGCACGAAUCGUCCGUGAAUGCGGCACGAAAAGCUGCAGCAGAGCGUUUGCAACAACAUCAGGCCGCGGCAUUAGUGGCGGGCAGCGGAAGCUCUACUGGACCGUGUGAUACUCUGUGCUACAACAGCUACGCCGCCGAUGCUGGUAGUGAUGCCGAAACGAUCGGACAGGGUAUUGUAGGCUUUACCUCCACUGGUGCAGCCGGUGCAGUUGGUUCUUCGCAGAAAUAUUCGGCCAGUUCGUCGCGUAUGUCGGAGUCGUCGGUACAGAACGUAGCCGUUCCGGUGGUCUACCCAGCCGUUGCGUCUACGGCAGGCACACGCUCCAGCUAUUCUAGCUCGUCCUCCUCAAGACAGCAGAAAGUUCACAGUAGCGCAGGUGUAGCUCAGCCCGUUUCGGGCGCUCUCUACAGUGCCGAUCAUGGAUUGACCCGUUCGAGUAUCGUGCAGCCGGUGGUGUACCCGGUGGCCGCACCUCAAACACACGCCGCUCAGAGCAGUUACGAACGGUCGAGCAGUGAACGGUCGGUUGUAAGCCGCCCAGUAGUUAACAGUGUUGUGUACACUCCUCUUCCCGUGGCGGGUGCUAGCAACAGCUACAACACACGCUCGAGUUUCGCCGCUGCUUCGAACGAGCAGCAGGUUGUACAGCCGGUCACCUACCCGGCAGCAAACAAUGACUAUUCCAGGCGCUACGUUGCCCAGCAAGAUCACACCCAGUACCGUCAGUAUCCGUCCACAUCGAACACGUACGUGCUGUACUCGAAGCCGAUCGCCUCCUCCGUGCAGUACUAUGCACCGUCACGAUCACGCACUGAGGAAGCAGCAUCCAGCACGUCCUAUGACGCUUCCGGACGAGUGGUGAACUUGAACAUCGCCCAACCAGUGCACUCGGAGCGUGUCAACGAACAGCGAUCGCAGCAGCGUGCCGAAUCGGUGCAAACUGUACAGCGCCAGUCGGAUCUCUAUCCCGUCCGGGCAGGGUACGAUCAUCAGGAAAAGGAAGCAGUACAACACCACCAGGAGGUUGAUUACGAGGAUACAGUUGAUACGCUGGUGACUGACCGUCCCGUGAGACUGCUCACACCCACGGUUCCGGCCGCUUCGUCAGCGUCUUCACAACGCCGCACCGAGCAACAGAGUUCGUACGUUCGUACGGGAUCGUACGUUCCCAACACUGGUUCCAGCACCCGAUACAACACUGCCCAAUCGAUGGAGGGUCAGCGUCGUCAAACGUACCACUCUGCACCAACAUACGUCGCACCUGUUCCUGUGACCGGAUCUGUUUCAUCCUCGAAGUACGAAAGUGCCGCGGAGUCCCAACAGCGACACACCCAAAACUCACUCAACGUUCCGAUCGUAAUACAGCCCGCUCCAGUGAGUGCUUCCUCGUCGGCUUCUCGGUAUGCAUCCUCAGCACACGAACAGCGCACCGGAGCUAGUGGUCCUGUCUACUACGCACCGGCGGCUGGAGCAUCUACAUACGGUUCGCAGUAUUCCAACACCGCUGCCAGCUCUUCGCACAACAGUCGAUACAAGGCCGGAAGUGCAGGUGGCUUCGUACACUAUCCUAUCGCGAACGAUGACUUUGGACGUCGGUUCGGUGCCGUAGGUGGAGCGGGAGGUUUCGGUGCGGAAACGGACCUACAGGACAUUAUGAGUGAGUCGGAGGCCCUUGCCCGGCUGCAGGCUCAGAAUGUGCACAAUGGUGCCGUGACGGGAAGUGGAACGAUCGAUGCAGAAACUCGUUUUGGAGGCGAGUCGGACGGUUUGGGCACAAUGCCGGGUGGUUACCAGCGUACCAAGUCUUGGUCUAGCAGCUCAAAGUGGGCCUCAGAGCAGCGUUAUGGCGACGAUGGCAAACCCAAGACGUUCAAUAUGCUCUCCACUGCCGAAAGCGAGAAGCACAACAUCAAUGGAAAGACGACAGGAUAUAAGGCAGCCACCACGACCCUGGAUGACGAUGGAAAAGUCAGCACGUACAGUCUGCACACGACGUAAGGAGGUUUCUUCCUCAGUUUGUUUGCGUUAUAGUUGAUGUAAUUAAGCAUUAAUUUAUGUAGUUUGUAAGACAUUCGUUCAAUAAAGUAUGAAGUCAUCUCUUAGA